This is a messenger RNA of Dovyalis caffra, 164 nucleotides long. The record is from the annotation of a GenBank genome assembly. Lineage: Eukaryota; Viridiplantae; Streptophyta; Magnoliopsida; Malpighiales; Salicaceae.
GGGCUGGAGUUUGGGUUGCUUGUGAGAUGGGCUAUACUGGUGUGAGGCGAGAAAGGAAGGGGUUAUGGGGCUUGGGGGCUACGAGUCGUGUUAAUAUGUGUUUGGGCGGUAGGAUAGAAGGGCAAGGAGAGGGGUUGGAGCUUGGCCGAGAUGUGUAUGGAUGA